This is a messenger RNA of Nicotiana tabacum (common tobacco), 526 nucleotides long. NCBI's taxonomy places the organism in Eukaryota, Viridiplantae, Streptophyta, Magnoliopsida, Solanales, Solanaceae. The record is from RefSeq and is a predicted model, not a curated record.
AUGACCAAAAACUCCUUAAACCUCAACGCCAUCGCCCCUCUGAAGUGUGAAAAAGCUCUUCUCCGCGGUUACUUCAUACCCAUGGAUUUUCAAGUGGUAGUAUUAGCAGGUGGCUUCUCAAAAAGCCUUGUUCCUCUUGUUUCCAAGGAGGUGCCCAAAGCGUUGCUUCCAGUGGCAAACCGGCCGGUUCUGUCUUACGUGCUGGAGCAUUUUGAGCAAAACAAUCUCAAGGAUUUUAUUGUUGUUGUUGAAGGGGAAAGUGCAGCUCUUCUUGUUGGGGGUUGGAUUUCAAAUGCUUAUGUUGAUCGCCUACAUGUUGAGGUUGCAGCAGUCCCUGAGGAUAUCGGAACAGCUGGAGCUCUUAGGGCCAUUGAUCACCACCUGACUGCAAAAGACAUUUUGGUUGUGAGUGGUGAUCUUGUUUCUGAUAUUCCUCCUGGGGCAGUGGCAGCUGCUCAUAGACGACAUGAUGCUGCAGUGACCGCUAUGCUUUGUUCUACUCCUGUCAGUGGCCCAUCAGAGUCAG